Messenger RNA from Saccostrea echinata, 831 nucleotides. RefSeq lists its product as uncharacterized. Bases 1 to 831 code for a protein of 276 amino acids. Gene Ontology annotation, cellular component: nucleus. The record is from RefSeq and is a predicted model, not a curated record. The transcript has 4 exons. Lineage: Eukaryota; Metazoa; Mollusca; Bivalvia; Ostreida; Ostreidae.
AUGGCUGCAAGUGCAAGUGUAAAGCGAGAGAGGAGUACCAACUGGUCCUUGGCCGAAAUAACUGUCUUAACAGAUUUCGUCGAAAAGAACGAAGCAGUUUUAAAAGCCAAACAGAGCAAUUUGAUAACAAAUGCCAAAAAGAACAGCAAAUGGGCAGAAGUGACAGAUUUAGUCAACGCAGCUGGGGUACAACGCAGGUCGGUAGAGCAAGUGAAGUUUAAAUGGGGGAAUCUGCAACAGGGGGCUAAGAAGACAUUUACAGAGGCCCGUAAACAUGCCAGGAAAACAGGCGGUGGACCUCCACCCAAACCCCCUACUGCCGCCGAGGAGAAGAUAAUUGAUCUAAUGAAGGACAAGCCAAAUUUCUCUGGAAUCGCUGGGGGCUUCGAGUCAUCAAUGCCAGGCACAACAGAAGAUAUACCCUGCUCUUCAAAGUCUGCCUCGACUACCACUUUCAGUUCAAUAUCCGAGUCGACAACGCAACAAUCUAGUGAGGAGGAAGCAACAACUCAACAAUCUUGUGAGGAGGAAGCAGACACACAGCAAGAUGAGACGGCCAUUGAGUCAAGACGUGAACCCGCAAGCGAAGUCGAUACAAUUUCUCCGGCCCCAUCUGCACAGGCAAAGAGAAGGAAGAUCUCCCUUGACCAACUCCAGAAGAUGCAGUAUGAGAACAUGAAGCUCAUUAAAGACCUGCAACGGACAGACCUCGAGAAGAAGAACAUCGAGUUACAAAAUACUAAGCUUGUGUUGCAGAUUGAAUGCCUGAAGCAGACUGUCUCUCAGAAUGAAAAUGCUUUCCUAGCUCUACAAGCAAUUACUGAUGAAUAA